UAAAUCUUCUGCUCGAUAUUAGAAAGAAAAACAAAAUAAAAGCAGCAGAACCAAAACUAAGAUUUCUUUACAGAUGUCAAACAGCAGGCCAGAACAUCCAGCAGCUGAAGACGAGGACCAGAAAUGGACAAACGUCAAAGCCGCUUAUCCAGAUCUUCUCAGCAUGUCGGAUUCUGAUUCAGACGAGGUGGAAACAGACGGAGAACCUGAGAGCGAGACUGAGAGCGACUCAGAAACCGAGACGCGAAUCCCUCGGUCCACUCCAGAUCUCAGCUCUGCCAGCACCCACAGAGAAGAACCUGGUGCUCAAACCCAGCCUGAAACUGAUGGAGAUCUCCACAUACAUGCUGUCCUAAAGUGCGGCUGUGAUGUCAUGACCUGUCAGUUUAGUAACGAUGGGACUCUGCUGGCUGUCGGACUCUCUGAUGGCUCCAUCAAGGUGUACAGCAUCGAGCAAGGUGAGCUGGUCCAGACUCUGAGAGACAGAGAAGGCGUCGUUUUAUCCCUGCCAGUCACCGGUUUACGCUUCGUACACACCGGGCAAACACACUGCACCCUGCUGGCCAGCUAUGCCAGGGGGAUGGUACGGUGUUGGUACUUGUGGGGUGGGCAGUGUGUGUGGUGGCAGAAAGAAACGACAGAUGACGGAGCAGGAGAAAGAGAGGCGCAGCGCCAAACCCUCUCCUUAUCUGUCUCACCCUCCGAGGACCGAGCACUCACCGGCGGCUCAGAUUCAGCCAUCCAUCUGUACGAUCUCAACACUCACCAGAGACUGCAGAUCUUCACGGCCAGCUCGAGCAAGACUGUGAUGGAUGGUCACUGCCUUCGAGUCUUUUCCGUGACCUUUCAUCCUGACAGAGAGACACAGUUCAUAUCAGGAGGAUGGGACAGCACUGUUCAGUUUUGGGACACCAGGCAGCAGCACUCAGUCAGAAUGUUGUCCGGGCCACAUGUGUGUGGUGACGCCCUUCACAUCCACCCAUCAGACAAUCAGAUUCUGUCUGGUUCCUGGAGAAAAAACAACACACUGGAGGUGUGGGAUUAUGAUUCAGGUAAAAAAGUAGCAGAUGUUCCACCAGACCCUCAUGGGGAGAGCAGAAUCUACACGUGUCAGUGGUUCGAUCAGGAUCGCAUCAUAGCUGCAGGAGGUCACAUCAACAUGCUGAGGAUCAUCAAUCGCCACAGUCUGACGACGGAGUCGAAGUUGUUCGGUCUGUCCUCUGCCGUAUUCAGCUCCUCUACCUGUCCUGCUGGGAAAUGGGCGGGGCUUAUAGCAGCCACAUCAGGAGACAGAGUGUUCCUAUUGGACAGAAAGAAGAAACGGCCCCAAUGAGAACCUCACAGAUACACAGUAAUCUCUUUGUGUAGGAGGAGCAACUAACAGAGGUCGUCAGAGUGCACAGGGAAUUUCUGCAUACCAAACUGGGCCAGAACAAAAAGGAGGAAAAGAAAAAACACUUAAUUUUAAACAUGUGUAAUACGAUAUAUAUAUAUAUAUAUAUAUAUGAUCUGUUUUUAUUGCUGUUAUAAACUGUAUGAUUCUCUCACGAUUACAGGCUCUGAGUGUAGUGUGUAGGUUCUGACUUUAUUUCUUCACCACCCAUAAAAAAAUUCCUCUCUUUCUAUUUCAUUAAUUUUUCUUCUUUUUUUUCUUCACAUGGCUGAAAUAAAGAACGUCGUUGGAUGUGGUA
Molecule: messenger RNA, 1691 nt
Organism: Trichomycterus rosablanca
Lineage: Eukaryota; Metazoa; Chordata; Actinopteri; Siluriformes; Trichomycteridae
Product: WD repeat-containing protein 38-like
Exons: 12
Coding region: 74-1333 (419 amino acids)
Molecular function (GO): protein binding
Source: RefSeq, a predicted model, not a curated record